Thamnophis sirtalis is the source of this 3375-nucleotide messenger RNA. Lineage: Eukaryota; Metazoa; Chordata; Lepidosauria; Squamata; Natricidae. The record is from RefSeq and is a predicted model, not a curated record.
GUGAAAUAAAGAAUAUAUAUAGAUAUAUAUUCUCUCUUGGCACUUUCUAAAGUCUGCAAGGAAAGAAGAGAAGCGGCUGGGCAAAUAACACUUCGUGCAGAAAAUUCAAGUCAGCUGCAGGAAGAGAGGGGAAACUUUGGCAGCUAGGAACAAGAAAAGGAGGAAGAAUAUUUUGUCAAAAGCCCCUUUUGCAAUUAUUUCUCUCUCUUUCUCGGCAACUUCAAAAGAGAAAAAAAGGGGGGGGGAAAGCAUAGCGGAAUCACUUCUCAUUUGAUCUGAAUUUUUAUUUUCCCUCCCGUUUCGUUAAGUUUUAAUCAACUUCGAAGUUGCAACAAAGGGGAGAAGCGAUUUGGACAUUUGGACGUUUUUUAUUUUAGCAUUUAUCCCUGGGGGCAACGUUACAUGAUCGACUGCCUUCUGGCUUGGUGACUUUAAAUUUAUCCCUGGUUUUCCCCGACAAGGGAGAAAAGUUUUGGGGAUACCCUUGUUUUUCUUCUUUAAUUGAUUGUCCCCACACAAAAAAAAAUAUCCAUGUUUCUUCUGCUGAUCAUCAUCUGUUUGAACCUGGCUUGUUCGGCAGCCCAAAGGGGUCCUUCCAGCAGAUACGAUGAAGAAAUCGUUUAUCCUGAAAAACUGAAUGUCACCGUUUUGGGAAGUCAGGAAGACCCAUCUGGCAUUCUUGAGAAUGAAAAUUCCCUCGAUUAUAACAUGAAUUCAGAUCAACAUCUGUCGUUUCGACUGCAGAUGUUUGGAGAAAAACUGACCCUCAAUUUAGAGAAAGACCCCAGCUUUUUCUCCAAGGACCUGACCGUCCAAUAUUUGGGUAGGUUGAAGCCGGUGGUGGACACUCUAACCGAACGAGGCAACUACUUCACCGGGACAAUCAAUUCGGAUCCGGAAUCGAUCGUGGCAAUCAACUUCGAUGGGGUCUCUUUGAUCGGGGUGCUACAAUAUCGGGGCACCGAAUAUCACAUCCAGCCUCUGAGAGGGGGAACCCCGAACAUGGCAGGAGGAGCCGAGGCCCACAUGGUGAGGAAGAAGAUGUCGGAGAAAGAGGAUGGGCCAAUGUGUGGGGUCGCCGCGCAGGCGCCGGAAGGCGCACCCAGCGAAGAAGGAAAGCUGUGGGAGAAGAGGGGCGCAUCUCCCAGGAGAGCCAAGGAUCUCUGCGGACGCUCCAGCUGUGGUACCCUGGGCAUGGCAGAUGUGGGCACGGUCUGUGACCCGGCCCGCAGUUGUUCCAUAGUUGAGGAUGAUGGGCUUCAGUCGGCCUUCACUGCGGCCCAUGAAUUGGGUCACGUCUUCAAUAUGUUGCACGACGACGACAAACACUGCAAGGAACUAAACCGUCACAGCAAAACCCGCCACAUGAUGGCGUCCAUCAUGUCUCCGGUCAAUCCUGACGAGAUGUGGUCCCCGUGCAGCGGCCGCUUCAUUACCGACUUCUUGGACAACGGCCACGGUUCCUGCCUCUUGGACAAGCCCCACGAACCCCUGAAAUUGCCCGCCGUCUUCCCUGGCAACAAUUACAACGUGGACCAGCAGUGCCAGCUGAGCUUCGGCACCGAAUCCCGCCACUGUCCCAAUAUGCACCCGCCUUGCUCCUCCCUCUGGUGCACCGGCCAGAUCAACGGGCAGUUCAUGUGCCAGACCAAAUAUUUCCCCUGGGCCGACGGGACGCCCUGCGGGGAAGGGAAGAGCUGCAUGAGUGGGGAAUGCAUCAGCCACACGCAGCUGAAGGCCUACAAUCCACAGAAAGCUCUGACUUUCCGCGAACAACAGUGCGCUGUGUACAACCACCGAACGGACAUGUUCAAAGAUUAUCCAUCACCCAUGGAUUGGGUGCCACGCUACAGCGGGGUGGCCAAGCGUGAUCAAUGCAAGCUGACUUGCCAAUCCCAUGCCUUGGGCUACUAUUAUGUACUGGAGCCAAGGGUGGCUGAUGGGACGCCCUGCUCUCCGGAUUCUACCUCGGUCUGUGUCCAAGGACGCUGCGUCCACGCCGGCUGCGACCGCGUCAUCGGGUCCAAGAAGAAGUUUGACAAAUGCAUGGUGUGCGGCGGAGACAACUCGCGGUGCACCAAAGUCUAUCGCUCUUUCACCAAGCCCCAGUACGGCUACAACGACGUGGUCACCAUCCCCGCCGGAGCUACCAGCAUCCUGAUCCGCCAGAUUAGCAGCUCAGCCUCGUCCAGUGACGGCAUUUACCUGGCCCUCCGCCGGCAGGACGGCUCCUACGCCCUGAACGGCAACUACGUCCUGAUCCCCUCCGAACAAGAUGUCCACCUCCGGGGCGGCGUCACUUUGCGCUACAGCGGGGCCACCAAACCUAUGGAGAUGAUCACCGGGCCGGGUCCGUUGAAAGAGCCGCUCACCCUGCAGGCGUUGGUGGUGUCCGAUCAGAAGACCCCUCGUCUGAAAUACACCUUCUUCCUCCCCAAGCCUACGAAACGCCUCUCCAACCAGUGGCUGAAGCAAAAGGCCCGAAUUCUGGAAGUGCUACAGAGUCGGCGAGGGCGCAAAUAGGACCUCUGGACACGAGGAUGUGGGGCAGGGGUCUCAAACUCUUCCUGUUCCCCCUUCUCCCCAUCUUGGAGGAGGCCGGGAAUUCCCGGUGGGGAGGAGAGUUUCCCCCUUGCUUGUCUUUGCAAAGAGGACUCCCCCCAUUGUGGGCCCGAAAGACACACAUUGUUUCUCGGCUUGCCACGGACAAUGGGCUUGGACGUUAAGCGAAGCAGGAGCCGGAUCUGGGACCGGGGAGAAAGGGGAGGAAAGGCAACAGAAGAAGCUAGGAAUGGUCAAUUUGGCACCGGUUUCUUCAGUUGAAAUAAUUCCCACUUUUGGGGAGAUUUGGGGGGAGCAGAACGAGGAAAGAAUGGACGGAAAAAAUGAAACGAGAAAAAUCUUUUCCAAAGCCGAAAAAGAGGAGAGGAAGAAAAAGAAGCUUUUUUGGGACUCGGUGGAACAGAAAUAGCGAGAAGCCGGAGAAAAACGAGACCGAAUUUGCAAAGCUGGAUCCGAGCUCUCUCACGGCUCAAUCCUGUACGGCGGCUGGACCUUCGGACGGUUGAUGUCCGGCCGUUCCUGUGUAAUAUAUUUAUUAUUUCAGCUAUUUAUUUUGUCCUUUUGGGGAAGCAGGGAGGAGUUGGGGAAGGGGCAAUUGGCCACGCCCCCUUUUGAGAGAAUCAAGCAGGCGGCCGCACGGUUCCUUCGCUCGGUAGUCCUCGGCUUACGGCUGCCAUCGAGGCCCAGCACCUGCGCGGCUAAGCAAUGUUCAACAAAUGGCAUCUGGUUUUAUGGCCUUUAUGGUCUAUCAUCUAUCUGUAUCUAUCUAUAAUCCAUAAGAAUCUCUCUUAUCUCUAUCUAUCUAUCUAUCUA